Messenger RNA from Chlamydomonas reinhardtii, 9527 nucleotides. RefSeq lists its product as uncharacterized. Bases 474 to 8330 code for a protein of 2618 amino acids. Lineage: Eukaryota; Viridiplantae; Chlorophyta; Chlorophyceae; Chlamydomonadales; Chlamydomonadaceae. Gene Ontology annotation, cellular component: cytoplasmic side of plasma membrane; actin cytoskeleton. Gene Ontology annotation, molecular function: DNA binding; phospholipid binding; DNA-binding transcription factor activity. The record is from RefSeq and is a predicted model, not a curated record. The transcript has 7 exons. Gene Ontology annotation, biological process: regulation of DNA-templated transcription; membrane organization; cell projection assembly.
CUUAUCGCGCUGGGUGAAAGCAAAGUAGCUUUGAGGGCCCAUGGGACGCAGCGGCUCCCUUUUUGCCGCCAAUCUGUUUCGCGCCCUGCCCUCGGCGCCCUCGGCCAAAAUCCAAACGCAAACCGCAAGCGCAUGCAAGCCUGAGAUGACAGCUGCGAGCUUCCUUAGCGAGCUAGCUCGGCAGCCCACGUUUCCCUAGGUCGCGGCGCCGGCGUUUCCCCGUUUGCGCCGCGGCGACAGCGCUUGCUUGCUUGCGACUUGGUCUGUGCCGGUCAACAGCACGUGGCCUGUGGCCGCGUCUGCGUAACACGGGCUCGUCUCCACGCACCGCCACCGACUGCGGGCCUCAAGGCAAAAGCGGCGACAAAGCGCCGAGCGCACGCGCGCGUCUCGCUGACGCGAGAAGCGUGGGGCUGGAGAGUAGCUAGCCGCGACAGCAGCAGCAGCUGCCGGUUACUGCCAGUGGCGGUGGUAUGGACUUGGAUAUGCAUUUUGACGCGAUGGAGGUCGACACCGCGGUGGCGGCAGGCGGAGGCGGUGGCGAACAGGAGAUGUCGCAAGCGCCAGCGCCGGCGCCACCGCCGCCACAGCAAUACCACCAGCAGCAGGGCCAGCAGCCGCAACACCUGCAGCAGCAGGUGGAGCAUGCACAGGACAUGCAGCCCGGACCCUACUCGGGCGUUCGCUUGCACCCGCAGCCGCCGCAGCAGCUGCCUGCCGGGCCACGGCAGCAGCAGCAGCAACUGCAACAACAACAUUAUCAUUACCACCAACAGCAACAGCAGCAACAGCAACAGUACCCGCAGCAGCAGCAGCAGCCGCACUUGCAGCAGCUGGUCAUGGAGGCGGUGCCGCUGGGCGCCCGGCGCGGCGGCGGCCGCGGCAGCAACAGCAGCGGCGCCAGCGCUAGCGGCAGCAGCUGGGCAGUCGGGUGUGGCACGGCGGGCGCCGCCGGCGCCGGCGCUGCAGGCGGCGGGGCCGGCGGGGGAGGCGCCGUGCCGGCCGCUGACAACAACAACCGCGGCAGUGCUGCAGACAUGACGACGAUGCUGCAACUGAACCGGUACGGCAGUACCGCCGCCACACAGCUUACGAGCGCCGGCGGCGGCCCUGGCGGCGGCGGCCCUGGCGGCGGCGCGAAUGUGGGCUACGGUUACGGGUUUGACGGUGCGGGUGCUGGCGGCGGCGGCGGCGGUUGGGUUGAGGCAAGCUCUCCGCCGCCGUCUGGGCAGGGAGGCGGCGCGGCUGGCGACAACGGCAGGGGUGCAGCGCGGCCGCCCGGCAGCAGCGCCUUCCACCACCACGCUGCAGCUGCCGCGGUUGCAGCUGCUACUGCUGCUACUGCCGCGGCUGCUGCUACUGCCGUGGCUGCGGCUCCUGCGGCGGGGACUACGGCACCCGGGAUGGCGGCGGGUGGCGGCGCACGCUUUCAGUCGUACGGUUAUCUCCCGUCGCAGGCGCAGGCGGCGCCGCAGCCACCGGCCGCCGCCGCGGGGUAUCCUCCAGCGCCGCCGCCGCCGCUGCACCGGCAUCACUCGGAGGGGGCGUUGCUCGCGCCGGGGCCGCAGCCGCAGCCUUCAGGCCCGAGCCCGGCCCCGCACCGCUACUUGCAGCCGCCACCGCAGCAUCCACACUACCCCGCACCCUGGGAGCAGCAGCAGCCGCAGCAGCCGCACGCGGCGCACGGCGGCUACCGGCCUUCGCCCUCGCCUGUGCCACCCUCGCUGCCGCGACAGCACUCCUUCCCACGGGCGCCGUCGGCUGGUCAGCUGCCCGGCGGCAACCCGACCAACCAGCACCCGCAGCAGCAGGCCCAACACCGGCCCCACCACCACCAGCAGCACCAGCAGCAGCACCAGCAGCAGCACCAGCAGCACCAGCCUGCUCAGCAGGUGCAGCAGCCGCAUCAGCCUCCGUACUACGCCUACUCACAGCCCCCGCCAGGCUACUCCCAGCCUCCACCGCAGCCGCCGCAGCCGCCACAGCCGCCGCCGCAGCAGCCGCCACAGCCGCCACAGCAACCGUAUCACUCCAAUCCCUAUUACCAACACCACCGCCAGCAACACCAGCAACAGUCGCACACCCCGCCGCCGCCGCAGCCGCCCCAGAGCGCAUAUGCGCCCCCGCUGCCCCAGCCGCCACCGCAGCCGCCACCGCAGCCGCCACCACAGCCGCCACCACAGCCGCCACCACAGCCGCCACAACCACCGCAGCCGCCGACGUCUCCCUUCCCGCACUUCAUGUCUCCGCCGCCGCCCGUGCCUGCCCCCCUGCCGCCACUUCCCACCUGGUCUCCGGCGGCAUCUCCACCCGCCUUCCCCCGCUCUGGCAGCGGCUUCGCCGCCGGCGUCGGCCUGGACCGCACCCUCAGCGGCGCAGCUCGCGGCGGCGGCGGCGGCGGUGGCGGCAGGCAGCUGCCGCCCAGCCCACUGGCGGGCAUGCGGGCGCCGCCCGUGCCACCGGAGCUGCAACAGGAGAUGGCCGAGUCCUUCCUGCGCGCCCUGGCCCUCAUCAUGGCGCGACCGGCCACCCGGGCGCCCACACUGGGGAACGUGAGCAGCAGUCUGGCGAUUGCCAUUGACGUCAAGAGCCGCCGAGUGGCGGAGCCGGCGGCGGCGGCUCCGGCGGCGGCGGCGGCUGGCACGACGGGCAGUGCCGCCGGGGACGGAGGUGGGGGCGGAGGUGGGGCCGCUGUCAAGGCGGAGGGCGGCGGCGGGUCGGUCGACACGGUCGGCUUCCGGACCGUCACCACCGCCACUACCGGCGCUGCCGGUGGCGGCGGCGGUGGUGGAAACAUCGGUAGCGCCGCCGGCGGAGGUGCUACAGCUGCUGGCGGCAGUGGCAACGGCAGUAGCGGGCGCCUGCAGCAGCUGGUGGGGGACGUGCCCAGCCCACCCGCGCCCUCGCCCAGCCCCGGCUCAAAACCGCCGCCGGCUGCCAGCACCCCCGCAGGCGGCCCUGCUGCAGCCGCUGCCGCAGCCCCUGCUACAGCCACCACCCCAGCCACCCCGCCCGGUGCUACUGCGGCCGCUGCUCCUGCGACCGCUGCUGCCGCACCUGCUACUGCCGGCGUGUCUGCUACAGCCGCGGCCUCGGGCGUGAGUCCUCGCUACCGAGGCGUGACCCGGCACCGGCGCACGCGGCGCUGGGAGGCGCACAUAUGGGAGGAGCGGCGGCAGGUGUACCUGGGCGGAUUCGAGGUGGAGGACCAGGCCGCCAAGGCGCACGACGUGAUGGCACUGCGCUGCCGCGGCCCCGACACCGUGCUCAACUUCCUGCCCGACACCUACAUCGAGCUGCAGCCGCUGCUACUGCCGCAGCAGGGCCGCCGCCCGCUGCACCGGAACGAAGUCGUACGGCUGCUGCGCAGCUACGGCAAGGAGGUCACCCGCCUCGCGCACACAGCAGCCCGGCCGCCGGGUGCCGCCGCCGCCGGCGGCGGCGGCGGCGCGCCCGGCGCCUCGGCGGCAGCCGCCGCCGCCCGCCAGGGCUCAGCCGAUUCUGGCGGCGGCGCCGGUCCUGUGGAGCCGCCGGUUACCAUCUUUGGCGAUGACGAGUGCGACGUGUACUGCUUCAUGCCAGGAACACUCAAGGCGCAGGCGCUCGCGGCGGCGGGUAGCAGCCCUCCGGGCGGCGGUGUCGGCGGCAUUCACCGCUCCGCCAGCGUCGGCGGCGUCCUUGGCGGCGGCGCCGCCGCCACCGGCGGCGGCGGCUGGGGUGCUGGGCUGUCACCGUGGAGUCCCAAGGCGGCGGUAGUGGCGGCGGCAGCGGCGGCGGCGGCUACAGCCGCCGCCGGCACCCCUGCCUCGCCUUCGACGCUGCUGUCAGCUGGGCUACUGUCGCCGGGUGGAGGCGCGCGUGCGUUCGGCGGGGCUGGUGGCGGCGGCGGCGGUGAUGGCGGCGACGGAAACGGCGGUGGUGGCGGCGCGCUGCCGCCGUUGACGCCGCUGAGUCCGGACUGGGCAGAGGCGUUGGCGUCGCUGGGCGUCGGCGGCGGCGCCACCGGGCUAUGGGGCCUGCCUGGCGGGGGCGGCGGCGGCGGCAGUCUCAACGGGCUGAGUGGUCUGCUGCCGCUGUCUGACACGUUGGAUGCCAUCACCAGCACCGCAGCGGCAGUGGAGGACCCGGACAUGCUCGACCUGCAGUACCGUCAGACGGUGCGGGACAUGGCGCGGCUGCAGCAGCAGCAGCAGCAGCAACACGUGCUACAGCCAGAGCAGCAGCAGCAACAGCCGCACAUGCUACAGCCAUCUGGCGAGCUGCAGGGCCAGCAGCAGCAGCAGCAGCAGCAGCAGCAGCAGCAGCAGCAGUAUGGGGGGCAUCAGGGGCAUCAGGGACAGGGGCAUCAGGGACAGGCGGCCCCGCUGCAACGCCACGCCUCCGGUGCUGCCGCGCCCCAGCCACCGCCUCAGCCUACUACACAGCCUACUACACAGCCUCCUCCGCAGCCACCGCCGCCUGCGCCGCGGCCGCCACAGCCGCCACAGCCGCCGCCUCUGUUCUCCUCCUUCUCCCAGCCCCAGAGCUCACUGGUUGGGCUGCUGGAGUCCCCCCGCCACUUCCUGGUAGACCCCUACGGCACCCCCUGGGGCGGCCACAGCUACAGCUACAGCCCGGCUACAGCCGCCGCCGGCAGCGGCACCCACACCAACCCGCAGUACUCACACCCGCAACAGCAGCAGCAGCAACUCAAAGCGGAGGCGCCGCAGCAGCAACAGCAGCAACAGCCAUACCAGCAGCAGCACCAGCAGCAACCAGGCCCGCACAUGCCCUCCCCUUACACGCCGCACGCCGGCUCUGGCCGUCCCCAACCGCAAACGCACCCAUUCGGUAUCGGCAAUGGUACCGGCAGCGGCAGUGGCGCUAGCGGCCGCGGCAGUAGCCCGCCGCGCCAGCCGCCUGAGGCCCGGCGGCUGCCGGCGCCCGCCGCCACGCCGCCGCCGCCGCCGGCCUGGGCGCCGCCGGGCGCCCAACCGCCGCCGCAGCCGCCACUGCAGCCCUUCAGCUCCCAGCCGUACACUGACCCGUGGCCGCCGUACAUGCCGCCGCAGUACGGCCAGCGCGGUAGUGGCGGCCCGGCAGUAGCAGCGGCACCAGCGGCAGUAGCCGCCAGUGGCGGCGGCGGCGGCACGACGCUGCUAGGGCAUCAUUCGGCGCCGGCGGCGCAGCUGAGCCUGUUCGCCGCCGUUGCGGCUACUGCCGCAGCCGCCGCCACUGCUACUGCCGGGGCGGAGCAGGCGCCCGCCGCCUCGUCGGCCGUACGGCGGGCGGCGGAGCUUCUGUUGGAUUUCGGGGGUGACGGCGGCGGUGCUGAUGGCGGCGGCGCCGACGCCGGUGCCGGCGCGGCCGCGGCUGGUGCGCCGGCGGCGACUGGCGGCGGCGGCGGCGGCUGCCGAGUGGAAUUUGAGCCGAUAAGUUGGUCGGCGGUCGACGCUCGCCGCCCGGGCAGUGACGGCGGCGAGCAACCGGCCGAGCAAGCGCCUGUAGUUGGCGGCGCGGCGGCGGGCGAGGGCAGUGGUGGCGGCGCCGCUUCUGAUGCUGACGCCAGUGCUGGUGCUACUGCCAAUGGUGACGGUCUUGACGGGAGCAUGGAGGCGUUUUGGGAGGGGCUGGCUGCGGCGGCGGCCGCCGCCAUCCGCCGCCAGUCCUCUCGGAGCGACGGCGGCGCCAGUGGCGGCGGCGCUGGCGGCGCCGCCAGCGGCAACGGUAACGGCAACGUCGGCGGCGGCGGUGGCGGCGGCGGCGGCAGUACCGGUAGCGGCGGCGCUAGCUUCUGGGACGAUUUCUUUGCUUCCCAGCUGCUGAUGACGCCCGGCCCCACCGACGGCGGUCGCGCGCCGUCCCUGCCGCCGCCGGCUGUAGCACCCGCGCCGGCGGCGGCGCCGGCAGUAGCAGUCGGCCACAGCCCGGAGGUAGGAGGCGGCGGCGAGCAGAUGGCUGGCGGCGGCGACAGAGCGGCUGCUGCGCCAGGAUCGCCGGCGGCGGCGCCGCUGCCGCAGGCGCCUGCUCCUGUGCAGCUACUGCCGCCGCCGCCGCAGCCGUGGCGCUCCAUCAGUGAUGUGGGUCAGCUGACGGCGGCGGCUGGGCUACACCUACAGCCGUACACGUGUGCUGCUGCCGCUACAGCCACAGCUACAGCCGCUGCGGCGGGUCCUGGCGGCGCCACUCCGCCGCCGCAUGACGGCGGCAUGGCGCCGGCCGGAGAGGACGCUGCCGCCGCCGGCCGUGAACGCACCGCGUUCUCACAUCUUCCUCCGCCGCCGCCGCAGCAGCAGCAGCCACAAGAGCACCCGCCACAGCCGCCGCCUUGGCUGCAUGCGCCGCAGCCGCCGGCGCACUAUCCGCAGCAGCAUAACCACCAGCAGCACCCCCACCAGCUGCAGCCGCAGGGCUCGGCGUCCGGUGCGUUGCAGGUGGACAUGGAGGAGGCCGAAGACGCGGGCGAGUGGGGCCACGGCCCUGCUGGCCCGGCCGCAGUUAGCCUGGCGCCACCCGCCGCCUCAGCGCCCGCAGCUGCCGGAGGCAACGACACCGCCGGCGCUGGAUGGGGCGGCGGCGGGGCAGCCCGCUGGUAUCCCCAGCCGCCGCCGCAGCUACAGCCGCAGCAACCGCAGCAGCAGCUACAGCCGACGCCGCAUCCGCAGCUACAGCCGACGCCGGGGGGCCUGCUGCGCGGCGGCACGGUCUGGCGCUUCGGCGGCUCCACCCAGCAGCCAGGCACCCACACACCCUCGCACUCCGACGGCGCCCCAGCUGCAAGCUCGCACGCCGCCGCUACCCCCCUGCCUCCGCUGCCGCCGCUCCCGCCACUCCCGCCGCGUCCCGCGUCCGCCGCCGGCGGUGCCGCCACCGCCGCCACUGCUGCACCCGCCGCCGCCGCAUUCAUUCUGUCGCCGCGGGCCGCCCAGCACUUCAGUCUGUCGCUGCCCUCAGGCGACGCCUUUAACAGCUACACAAGCGCUGCCGCAGCCGCCGCAGCCGCCACGCCACCUGCCCGGUCGGCCUCCCCAGCGGCCGCGCGGUCGGCAGGCGACGCAUACACUAUAGCUGCCGCCACACCCACCACGGCAGCAGCAGCAGUAGCUGGGGGCGCCGGCACUUCUGCGCCCGCCGCCAGCGCCGUCCGCCGGAGCCGCCGAAACAGCAGCGGCGGCGGCGGCCGCAACAGCGCUGUCAGCGGCGGCGGCAGUGGCGGCACCGGCGGCGCGGUUGACCCCGGCGGCACGGCUGGGGAUGAGGCGGCAUCGGUGGGAGGAGGCGGCGGCGGCGGUGCUCGUGGGGGCAGCGGCGGUGCCACUCGCAGCCGACGCAGCGGCAGCGGCAAUGACAGCCUGGCCGCCGCUGGCAGCGCCGGGCGGAUGGGAGCGGAGGCCGAAGUGGGUACAAGCGACGCCGGCGGCGCAGCAGGGACCAGCAGCGGCAGAGACGGCGGUGGCGCCGCCGGCACGCGCAAGCGGAGGGCUUCCUUCAUGACCGCCCGGUCGCCGCCGCCGUCUCUGCCGCCACCGAUGACGACGGCCGCUGCCGCCGCGCCGGCGCCGCCGCUGGCGCCACACAUGCCAGGGUCAGGCCCAGGGCCGCUGGCGCCGCCGGUGCCGCCGCCUGCAACACCACUGGCCUCGGCGCCGCCGCUGCCGCCGCCGUCUCACGCGUUCUUAUCGCACUACACACCGGCGCCGCCGCCCACGCACCUGGCGGCGCAUCAGUGGCCGCCACCCCAGCCGCCGCCGGGCCCUCAGCAGCAGCCUCAGCAGCAGCAGCAGCAGCCGGGGGCGGCAGCGUGGGGCAGCGAGAGCAAGGAGGCGCGGACGCCCUCUGAUGGCAGCGCGCACAGCACACACAUCACACACACCCCGCCACUGCCCUACCCGCAGCAGCACCCGCAGCAGCAACCACAGCUGUACCCCCAUCUUGCUCACAUGCCGCCACAGCCGCCACAGCCGCAGCAGCAGCAGCAGCAGCCACAGCCACAACCGCCACAACCGCUGCAGCCGCCACAGCCGCCAUUGAGCCCAGCGGAUAUGUACGGCCGCGCGUUGUACGGUGGCUCGUACGGCGGUGGCGGCGGUGUGUAUGGCGGCGGCGGCGGCACAUUGAUGCAGCCUAUGCCUGCGGCUGCGGGCGUGGAGGCGGCGCCGACAGGUGGUGGCAGUGCGUUGCCGCGGAACGGCGGCGGCGGCGGCGGCCGCCGCACCGUCACAACGCCUUCGCCAACCACACCGGGUGGCGGCGUUGGCGUUAGCGACAGCGGCGUACAGCAGCAAACGCCGCCGCAGCAGCAACAACAGCAGCAGCAGCAACAGCAGGAGCACUGGUUUCCUCAGUUUUGAAUUUUGAGCGCAUGUCACCGGGCUGUGGGGCCUUGCCUAGGAGGCGCAUUGCACUUGUUCCAUGUUGUUUUUCCUCAUAAUGACUCGCAACGGCGGUUACACAAAUACAUGGCUACCAGGCAGUAGCAGUAGCAACACUCGCGGUGUCGUGUCUUUGUUUCUGGCGGGUAGCGGCGUGUGUAUGAACGGGGGGCAAAUGAACUUACGACCCAACGAACGGACCCGGGCUGGUAUGUGAGCCGCCGCAACACACGUGUCGCGCUGCUUCUGCUUUGAAAUUUCUUGUGGGCUUUCCCUGACACAUAUGUGCAAUAUUGAGUAGCAAUAAGUGAGAUGCUUGGACGGGUGCGGGCGGCAGGAGGCUUGUAGCAGCGCGGACGCGACGUGACGGGAGAAGUCUUCUCCCGUCGCGUCGAGGGGUCCGGCUGGUGGCCAGGGCUAGGGCAAUCCACAUUGUGCGUGUCAUAUGACUGACGUCCGUCUCGUACUUUCACAGCGCGAGGGGAUGCGCAGCAUGAUGUGGGGGAAUAUUACUAUUUUAGCGCCAGGGGUUAGGCAGCAUGGUGUGGGACAAGGUGGCGCCGGCACGAGGCCGAGGGUCUGUGUCCCUGUGUGCGUGUGUGUCGGAGAGGGCGGAGGCGACGGGCAAUGGGGUCGGGGCAGAGUGCGGGAGGCAUGGCGCAGGUGAAGGGAGGGAUGCGGCUGCGACGUGUGCAAGACUCCGGAACUGCGGAUUAGAGCCGCGGCACGGCGGCAGGCCCCGGUUACUUCUGGAUCUGAGCGGCCACUCGGGUGUGGGUGUGGGUGUGCGAUGGGACAGUGGUAAGGCAGGUUGGCGAGGUCCCGUAGGGUGCAGCUGACGCCCAUACCCCAAGCAGACGGCAAACAAUUUGCAGCGGCAGAGCAGAAGUGCAUGGCUGGUCGAACGCCGGAGUUACUGCACCGACAAGUUGCUGGCUGGCUGGAAGUUUGCUGAUGCGCAUUCCUCACGCUCCGGGCGCCCGGCCAGGCGAUAGCACCACACAGACACACCGCAACGCCACACUCGCGAUGCAGAGCCGCAGCGCACCUGUGGGUGUGGGUGUGGGUGUGCGGCCUGUAGAGGCUAGCUGCCUGGUCUUGCAGCGCACCCUGCCUAAUAUGUAGGGGCCUGAUGGGCCGGAGGGGUGGUAUGGGGUACCGAUCCUACCGAUCCUC